Poeciliopsis prolifica (blackstripe livebearer) is the source of this 714-nucleotide messenger RNA. RefSeq names its product C-type lectin domain family 4 member E-like. The transcript is spliced from 5 exons. The coding region runs from base 1 to 624 and encodes 207 amino acids. The record is from RefSeq and is a predicted model, not a curated record. NCBI's taxonomy places the organism in Eukaryota, Metazoa, Chordata, Actinopteri, Cyprinodontiformes, Poeciliidae.
AUGCCAGCAGGGGGAGCGGUUCUGCUGGGUCUGCUGGUUCUGGUGGGUCUGCUGGCUGCUGCUCUCAUCGUCAUCUACAGACUCGCGUUUGAUAAAAUACGAACCAAUCAAACCAUCCAAACCCUGAAAGAGGAGAAUGAAGCUCUGAGGAAAAAUAUCUCAGAUAAAAUGUGCCUGAAAUGGGCCAAAGACUGGGACCAAUAUGAAGAAAAGUGUUACUAUUUUAACACCAUGAGAUUCUCCUGGAAUGACAGCAAACGCUCCUGCAUGGUUCUGGGAUCAGACCUGGUGAAGAUCGACAGCAGAGAGGAGCAGAUGUUCCUGGUAGAAAGACUGAGAGGCUUGAUGGAGGACGAUGAGGACAUGUUCUGGAUCGGACUGACGGACCAAAAGGAAGAAGGAAAAUGGCUCUGGGUGGACAGAUCUGCUCUGGAUGAAAGUUUGUCGUUCUGGAGUGAUAAAGAACCUGACAACAGAAGUAAAGAUGGUGCAAGCUCAGCUGACUGUGGGAGGAUGGGGAGGAAAAGAGAACAUGAUGAUCUGCAGUCCUGGUUUGAUAUUUCCUGUUAUUAUCCUCAUAAAUGUAUCUGUGAGAAAACAGCUGGACUGAGUUCAUGUGUCUGAAGAUCAUUCAGUCUGUGAACUGAUCUGAGUUCGGCUUCAAGAAGCUGCAGCGUUGCUGCUUUUAUGAAGAUAUUGUCAUGAAACGUUUGA